Molecule: messenger RNA, 2641 nt
Organism: Myotis brandtii (Brandt's bat)
Lineage: Eukaryota; Metazoa; Chordata; Mammalia; Chiroptera; Vespertilionidae
Gene: PLPP3
Product: phospholipid phosphatase 3
Exons: 6
Biological process (GO): phospholipid metabolic process; phospholipid dephosphorylation; canonical Wnt signaling pathway
Molecular function (GO): phosphatidate phosphatase activity
Source: RefSeq, a predicted model, not a curated record
AAUUCCUAUUUCUUAAAAUAUGGUGAAGUUCUCACUUCAAGGGAGGAAGCGGGCCUGCCCUUCCUGAUCAUUGAGACCAGCACCAUCAAGCCUUACCACCGAGGGUUCUACUGCAACGAUGACAGCAUCAAGUAUCCCCUGAAAACUGGUGAGACAAUAAACGAUGCUGUGCUCUGCGCCGUGGGGAUCGUCAUCGCCAUCCUCGCGAUCAUCACAGGGGAAUUCUACCGGAUCUAUUACCUGAAGGAGAAGUCCCGGUCCACGAUUCGGAAUCCCUACGUGGCAGCCCUCUAUAAGCAAGUGGGUUGCUUCCUCUUUGGCUGUGCCAUCAGCCAGUCCUUCACAGACAUUGCCAAAGUCUCCAUAGGACGUCUGCGUCCUCAUUUCUUGAGCGUCUGCAACCCUGACUUCAGCCUCAUCAACUGCUCCGAGGGCUACGUUCAAAACUACAAAUGCAGAGGCGAUGACAGCAAAGUCCAGGAAGCCAGGAAGUCCUUCUUCUCUGGCCACGCCUCCUUCUCCAUGUACACCAUGCUGUAUUUGGUGCUGUACCUUCAGGCCCGCUUCACUUGGCGAGGUGCUCGUCUGCUCCGGCCCCUCCUGCAGUUCACCCUGAUCAUGAUGGCCUUUUACACAGGACUGUCCCGCGUAUCUGACCACAAGCACCAUCCCAGCGACGUCCUGGCAGGAUUUGCUCAAGGAGCCCUGGUCGCCUGUUGCAUAGUUUUCUUCGUGUCCGACCUCUUCAAGACCAAGACGGCGCUCUCCCUGUCUCCCCCCAUCAGGAAGGAGAUCCUCUCACCUGUGGACAUUAUCGACAGGAACAAUCACCACAACAUGGUGUAGGCGCCGCCCGCCUCCUGAGCUGUUCUUGUAAAAUGACUGCUGACAGCAAGGUCUUGCUGCUCUCCAAUCUCAUCAGACAGUAGAAUGUAGGGAAAAACUUUUUACCCGACUGAUUUUAAAAAGGAAAAAAAGAGUCUUACUUUGUGGCCUUCCAAAAUAGGUAGUGUUCACCUAUGUGGAGACAACAGCAAACUAACACCAAGUGCCAGAAUCCUGGAUGUGCAGUUGGUUGAAGUGUUCAUGUUCUAGUGAACACGGGAUUGUUCUGGAACAAACACUAAAAGGUUUUGAGUAGAGUCUGCCGGUCACCUUUGUGACCUGAGAUGUGUCCCAGGCUUGUGAGAAAAGCUCAAAUUCACAUUGUAGCACGUGAUGCCAGAAAUAGCACUGAAGAAAGAAAAUAGCCAUUGAGGGGGAGACUCCCCUCUUGCGUCUCUCUGUCCACACCACUCUAUCUUUUACUGUGACUUUGGUUCAGGAUGUUGUUGUUUUUAAGUGUUGUUGUUGUUUAAUACAGAGAAAGAGCAAAUGCUUCGUCAAACGAUCAGAUCCUGAAUCCAGAUUCCUAGACCUAAAGCCUUAUCACCCACUUCCUGGCCCAUCGGCCAACACCACAGUCCCUCACAUUAGUGAUUAGGAGACUCUUUGUGGAUGAGUGAAUUUCACAAAUAGCACAAUUUCAGAAGAGAUAGAGGGUCCAGGCCCUCAUUUGUCUUCUUUGGACACAUCAUCCUGUGUUGUUGAAACAUGGAUUGCAGGAUGCUGACGUAUAUCAAUCACCCGGGCACUUGCACGCUCUUAGUAAUGGCUAGCUUUGGUUACUGCUUUCCCCCUUGAAAUCCUUGCUCUGUGCCCAUCGGGAUUUCCUGCGAGGGUCCGGAGACGAGCCAAGGCGUGGUCUGCAGCCGGCUGAUGGAAAGCAGCCUUCCGUACACGAGAUGGGGGAGUGAAGGGGCAAGAAUGAAAAAUGACCCAACCUUUUGGCUACUCAAAGUCAGGAUGAGCCAGAGUAGCAGACGGUCUCAUGCCUGAGAGGUUGCCCUUCGAGAUAACAGAGCUGAUGAGGGUCUCUGAGGGAGUCGCUCUUGCUAAGUUGUGUAAAGCACUACUGUCUUGGGGUUGAUCUCUAGGGCAGAUCUUGGUAGGUUCUGCUGGGCAGAACACAUGGGUUAAAUCUCCGUAGAGAGUUUUCAUCCUGUAUCCGUCCUCCCAGGCGAGGUCCACUCUAGGCAGUAGGCAGGACCCCUUCUACUGAACCUUUGAGGAAAGGAGGAAGGAAGAAAUGCUUUCAGAUCUCAGAUGCACACCGGGCUAAAUGUAACCACACGGAUCAACCACAAGCACAUCUUUACCACAGAAGCCGUCCUGUCAUUUCAACAUAUAGCAAGCUAUGAUUUUUAUAUAUAAAUAUUAUAUAAAUAAUGUAUAAAACAUUAAAAGUUAACUAUGUAAAAUAUUAUUUCUGAAACAAUUUUAGCUAUAUCCACUAUGAUUAUAAACUGUGUCUCGACCUGUGUUAUUUCAUUAGCUGCUUAAAAAAGCAUUGAGUUAAUUUUUUUAAUAUCAACUAAAAUAUUGUAGUUCUGUGGUAGACAUUGUUUUACAAUAAAAGAAAUAACUGCAACUAGAGAAAACUGUAUAAAAACAUUAAAUUGUCAGUAUUUUUGUAAGGUUCCAUUUUGUAAAGAGAAUAAUAUUCAAAGACUUUUGUAGAAUACAAAGUGAAAACUUGUAUCUGCGAAACUAUACUUGUAUUAAAUGUGCUUUUUAAAUAAAAGCUCAUAACACAACUAAU